AUCAUGAACUCAAGAUAGAACAAUUCUCGGUAUAACGGCCGUCAUACAGGAAGAGAAGAUGACGAGAGAGGAGGCCGAUAGGGUUUCAUCGUGGCAGGCUGAGCUGGAGGCGCGUUUUGCACCAAGCAUCGAUCCAGCCCUUAUCGCGGCGCUCGUCUCGGAGCGUGGUCAGACGCUCGAAGGAGCGACCGCGGUUCUCGAGACGCUCUCGGCUGAUCAAGGGGAAGAAGCUUUCCGAGCUGUACAGCAUUUCGACGCUUCGGGGCAGGCUUUCGAGGGCCAUGCGGACGAAGCCGGGGCAGACGCGGACCUGGAAUCGGCUCAAGUCCAACGGGCGCUACAGGAAUGGUCCUUGAUCGACAAAGACCAGCAGCCCCUUGCCGACAGCCUUCGCUUGACUGACGACGAAGAGACAGAAGAAGCGAAUGAAGAAGUGAAGACAAAGGAGGAAAGAGAAGCGGAAAGAUUGGGAAAAGCGGCGGCGAACGACCUGAUCAAUCCCAUCGAGGUUGCCGCUGGUCAUGGCGACGUCGGUCCCCCUGGCAGCGAAGUAAAUGGAAAUGGACUCGACCUUCUGACUCACGCUUUCCCCGCAAGAACGCCAGUGUUUCUAGAAGAAACACUCAAUGAGUGCAAUGGCGACGUGACACAGGCCCUCGAUCAUCUUAUGGUCCUGGAGAUGGUCGAAAAUGGCGAGGCAAGCGCAGAGUUCGAUUGGCCUGUCGCCGAAAGCCAAGAGUAUCUUGGCGACGUGAAAAAAGGCAUCGACUAUGAGAAGCUUUCGGAGGGAGUGGGUGGCAGAAAGAAGAUGUCGAAAAGCGAGCGGAAAAGGUUGCGACAGCGACAGGCUGAAGGCGCAUACAGCGCUGGUCCUCAAAAGAUCAGUCUGGGUGAUGUCCGACACGGGGCUCCUAUUCGCUCUUUUCACCCUGUCCGUCGGGUUGCCACAGGAACAAAGAAGUCCUCAGGCGUAACAGGUGUCCAGGAGGACGAUGCAGCGAUGGCGGCAAGGUUGGAAAAGGAGGAGCGCGAGGAGGCUGGUAUCGCAGAUGAUGAAGACCCGGCGGUCAAGGACAAUGACUGGCUCUUCUCCUCUUCGAUUCUUGAUCAAAUCGCUACUUUGCUCGACUUACCCUCGCACAAAAUCCGAUCAACCUACCACUCCACGAGCUUUAAUCUGCGUGCGACGACUCUGCGUCUCGUCGUGGGACAAGCUCAACGAUAUCCAACUCUGGCCUUGCUCGAUGACCACAUCGGGGAGCCUCCCGGGACAGCUCAAUCGAUGGUCGACAGUCUCUGUGCUAUUUCGCCGGCGCACAGGACUGUCGAAGAUGUUCAUCAGGCUUUCAAAGCUACUGCAGCACGGCCAGACGCCACGUUGGAUCUCCUUGAGCUCCUCGACGUGGUGCAAGAGGCUUCGCAUGGCACUCAGACUGAUUUUCUCGAUCCCCUGGCCCGAAACUCAUCAAAGGGCGACGCGGUCGUCGUCGAUGUGGCUACAAAAACUCAGACCGCAGGCCCUGCUGAAGGGACCUUUGUCUGGACGGGCGAAGACGAUCGGGUCAAUGGCCGGCCAGCAUACUCUGGUGUGGCCAAGCGAAGAAUACCUCAGACCCAAGCUCAAGACAGCCAGAGUAGCGACGGAAGAGCCUCCAAUCGGACUGCGCUCCAAGCGCUGCGAGCUGGGGCUGCAUCUACCUCGUAUCCCGCCACUCAUGCGUCUUCGCACGCCAUUCCUUCUUCCUCUGACGAGCAAAUCGGAAGUCUCCUCUUCACAGCGCCUUCGUCGAACCAAGUCGUAUCGUCUGCUCAGAAGCGGGCCCAGGAGUGCAAGGCCAUCUCAGAAGACUACCGUGCGAGACGCGAAGAGUGCCUUCGGAAGGCAUCUUCGGCUUAUCGCAAUCGAACGAGCCUGCCUUCUGCGUCCGUGUCAAGGUCCGGCGUGGGCAGGGGCGCCUCGGCAGCGUGGUACUACGCCGAUGAGGCCCGACGCCUGGAUGCCAAAGCUAGGGCUUGGAGUCUGAGGGCCGCUCAAGCCCUGGUCCAGGAUCGUGUGCACACGAGUCGGGGGGAUGGAAGCUCUCGUGGCGGGGGCGAUCGCAUUGACCUACACGGUCUGACGGUGCAUGAAGCGCUGACCAUCACGAGAGACGCCCUUGCGGCCUGGUGGGCAAAGAGCGGCAGCGGCAACAAGAUGCCGCUCACGAUUGUCACGGGCGUCGGGCGCCACUCGAGGGGAAAUGUGGCGGUCAUUCGGCCAGCGGUGCUCGGGAUGCUGAAGCGGGACGGAUGGAGGGUAGACGAAAAUGCCGGACAAGGUCUCAUUACGGUUCGAGGUCUUGCAUGAUUCUCCUGUCCCUCUUCCUUGUUUCUAGAUCUUGUCAGCAUGAUGUCGCUCGUGCCACAAUCAAUUGCAUCUCAUCUCCGCAUGCGCGGUCAGUUGCAGCAA
Acaromyces ingoldii is the source of this 2449-nucleotide messenger RNA. RefSeq lists its product as hypothetical. The transcript has a single exon. The record is from RefSeq and is a predicted model, not a curated record. The coding region runs from base 59 to 2347 and encodes 762 amino acids. Lineage: Eukaryota; Fungi; Basidiomycota; Exobasidiomycetes; Exobasidiales; Cryptobasidiaceae.